AUUCGGUCAGUGCAUGUGGAGCGUGCGUGGGUGAUUCCUGUUGCGUAUCGUUCGUUUGACUGUGCGUGAAAGACACCGGACCAGGCUUUCGGGCCAUCUUGACAUUCCGUGGUUGUUACGUGGAACCGCUAUCUCUCUCUCUCUCUCUCUGUAUGCGAAGACAGGCUACAGGCUGUGUUUGUCUAUUUCGCAUACAUCCUGUCUACCAUCAGAUUCAGACCGCUUGCCUGGUUGAAACACAGGUUGCUUUCUCUGGACACCGCGGCCUCUGUGCAGAUCUGCCUUGUCGACGGAGCGGCUUGUUUGAACGCUUUUGUACCAUUUGACUCAUAGCUAGGUGGGCGAGCACACACACGACACAUGCAGCAGGUGUCUGCCCAUCUCUUUCUGCCUCUCUGUGUGUGGUCGGUGCAGCUGUUGGUGUCUGUUUGAGUGAGAUGUCUGAGUGUCACGACAGCCACACGGCCUCCGCUGCCAUGGCGGACGGUGACGGUGGCGAUGCGGGUACGCCACACACAGAUGAAUGUGACACAUCAAACACACAGCAUCAGCGCCACACGUGUGUGUGUGUCUUCGAUGGUGUGUGCAGACGAUGUGGCUGAGGAGGAUAACAAUGGCGGCGGGCAGCCAGACGGGCAAGACGACAAUGACGCUGCCAGUGGUGAGUCAACAGCACGCCACACAGACUGAUCAACACACCAGUGGCACACUCAUUUUCGCUUUGUUGACGAAUGUGUUGGUAUGUUCCGUUUCAGAUUUGUUGCGUGAGGAGGAGGACGGUGGGAUGGCCGAGGAGGAGGGAGAAGGUCUACAGGCGGCAGCUGACAGCGAAUCCGAAUCGGUGAGUCACUCAUUGACAGCACCAGUCGCCCCAUGCGACGAGCGUCAGCAGUCUUUCUAACUCUUUCUCUUUGUUGUGGCAGGAUGGUGUGCAGGAUGACAGUGAUGGUGACGGUGGGCCGCUGGGCGACGGCAUCGAUGACGACGACUAUGACGACGACGAGAGCGAUGAAGACGACGGCUAUGAGGAGGACGGUACGCCAGACAGACAGACGCGAAAGAGUGUGAUCCGCACACACAUUCCUUCACUGUGUGUGUCGGGUGGUGGCUGUGUGUGUGUGUGUUGCAGGCCAUCCUGUGCCGGUGGCCACCACGGUGGAGGUGCCUGACGGCUGUUUGGGACCCGAUGACAUCGAGGCUCGAUUUCCCCACUAUACCAACGAGGCACGAGGCAGCUGGCAUUGGGCAUCAUCGGCCGCACCAUCACCAGCCCUCAGCAAGUGACACGUCUCAUC
This is a messenger RNA of Vitrella brassicaformis, 1295 nucleotides long. NCBI's taxonomy places the organism in Eukaryota, Vitrellaceae. The record is from the annotation of a GenBank genome assembly.